Molecule: messenger RNA, 1375 nt
Organism: Penicillium brasilianum
Lineage: Eukaryota; Fungi; Ascomycota; Eurotiomycetes; Eurotiales; Aspergillaceae
Source: the annotation of a GenBank genome assembly
CUGACCAGUCAACGCUGCCGAAAUUCCAGUUUCUAUGACAAACUGUAUCUCUGCCCUCUCCCCUCGCUCUUCUCGUUAUCGUUGGGUAUCCUCUUAGUCCCCAAUUGUGCCUCUCGGCAUCUCCAGUCUCCUCUUCAGUGGCCCAAAAGCCCAAUUGUCUCCACUUGAACCGCUCCAGGUAAAAAAUCGCCCAAAACAGCAAAACUACCGCCGCCUUUUUAUUUUCGCAUGCGCGCUCUCCGACUUCUUUCUUCACGCCUCUGUGUCCCCGUCAGUCGUCGCACCUUUACCUUCACUUCUACCGUCAAAAUGAGCGAGAUCACUCACCCCACUAUCAAGGAUGGCUGGUUCUCCGAGCAGUCCCGCAUGUGGCCCGGUCAGGCCAUGACCCUCAAGGUCAACCAGGUUCUGCACCACGAGAAGUCCAAGUACCAGGAUGUUCUCGUCUUCGAGAGCAGCGACUACGGCACCGUCCUGGUCCUGGACAACGCCAUCCAGUGCACCGAGCGCGAUGAGUUCUCUUACCAGGAGAUGAUCACCCACCUCGCCAUGAACUCCCACCCCAACCCCAAGAAGGUCCUGGUUAUCGGUGGCGGCGACGGCGGUGUCCUCCGUGAGGUUGUCAAGCACGAGUGCGUCGAGGAGGCUACCCUCUGCGACAUUGACGAGGCCGUCAUCCGUGUCUCCAAGAAGUACCUGCCCGGCAUGAGCAUUGGCUUCUCCCACCCCAAGUCUCGCGAGUACGUCGGUGACGGCUUCGAGUUCCUCAAGAACCACAAGAACGAGUUCGACAUUAUCAUCACCGACUCUUCUGAUCCCGAUGGUCCCGCCGAGACCCUCUUCCAGAAGCCCUACUUUGAGCUUCUCAACGAGGCCCUAACUGACGGCGGUGUCAUCACCACCCAGGGCGAGAACCUCUGGCUCCACCUCCCCCUCAUUGCCAACCUGAAGAAGGCCUGCAGCGAGGUCUUCCCCGUUGUCGAGUACGCCUACACCACCAUUCCCACCUACCCCUCCGGCCAGAUCGGCUUCAUGGUCUGCUGCAAGGACGCCAACCGCAACGUCCGCGAGCCCCUUCGCUCCUGGACCCGCGAGGAGGAGGAGAAGCUCUGCCGCUACUAUAGCCAGGAUAUCCACCGCGCCAGCUUCGUCCUGCCCAACUUUGCCCGCAAGGUUCUGGGUAACUAAGUGGAUGAGUUGGUUGGUACGAGUAAAAUUGUUUGUCCUGUUUUCAGGGUGUGAUUAAAUUAUGAACUGAAGAAAAAGAUGCAGUAUCUUAUCAAAUGAAAUGCAAUCUGGAUCACGAUGAUUCCUGUCCCAACUUUUCCUAUGGUCGUUAUAGUUGAUUGAUAGCAUAUUCUUGUAGUUGCUCCGG